ACUGUCUGUAGCAACGGUAAAGUUGACUAACGGCGUGUGGGUCAACAAGCGGAAUAAAGGACCCCGUACCUCCGUGGCUUUAACCACAAAUACACGCUUUGUGGCAUUUGACAGCUUUACCUUUAUUGUAAUUGCGAAGCCAGACCUCAUGGCUGGAAGGUGCGUUCGAGUUGACCCUCCGUUUGUAGAAUUCAGGGAUGUAAAAGUCGGGGAUGUUUACAAGAGGGCAGUCACAGUGACAAAUAUUGGGAAAGUGUCAAAGAAAAUAUGUAUUGAGAAGCCCGAGCGGAAGCUCUUUAAGUUUGUGGAGUUGAGUCCAGCUGGGUUGGUGCCGUCUGGCUUUUCGGUCCGAGGCGUUCUGGAGUUCGCCCCAGAUGGCGAGGAGGAGGUCAGAGACGCCAUCCGGAUCCGUGUCGACGAUGAGGAGGUGCUCCGGGUUCCAGUGGCAGGAUACACCAGGACGUGCUCUGUCAUCAUGGACUCCUUGCUGGACUUUGGCUGCGUUGUCGCCAGGAGUCAGGUGAUCAGCAAGCUUCAUCCUCUUACCAACGAGGGAUCAGAGCCAGGAGUAUUCCACGUGGAGUACAGCGGUGGAAACGCCUCCCUCAGUUUCUCACCUUCAGACGGAGUCGUGGCCGCUGGCGCCACCCAGUGGCUGAAAGUAGAACUGCGCACAGACAGACCUGGGCAGAUCGACGACAAAGCUCUGGUGAGACUCCAGAACGGCUCCACUGCAGUCCUGAGCAUCAGAGCUGAGGUGGUGGAGCAGCAGCUGCAGGUGUCUGACCCACAGGGGUCUCCACUGUCCUGUCUGUGGUUUGGACCCGUCUACUUUGGCGCCUCCUGUGUGCAGAACGUGCUCCUCAGAAACAACGCUCCCCUGGCCUGUGACUGGGUCUGCGUGCUGCAGGAGAACACUGCUGGGACCGAGGUGGGAGCAGACCUUGUGAGGAGCACAGACAGCACCCUGCUGGAGAGAAUGAGGAACUGCAGCUCGGCCGGCCGUGCCGCGCUGCAGCCGCUGGAAUGUGUGCCUGCACACGGUCACCUGGGUCCGUAUGACAAAACCACCGUGGCAGUGCGAUUCAGUCCCAUCAGCAGGAGGAGGAGACGUGGGAGCACCGCCGGUCGACAGGACUACUGUCUCUUCCUCCGCUUUGACAUUUUGGCCAGCAAACACGGCUUUACUCCCCCUGAUGCCGACAGCAGCGUUGAGGUGGCGGUGACUGGUUCUGGAGUCCCUGUGGCUCUGGUGCCGUCUCCCUCUCACAGGUUUGAUUUCCCCAGCUGCACCAUGGGACAGCGUUCGGACCUCCUGUGCGUGCUCCGCAACCUCUGCCCUCAACUUCCUGUCAGAUUCCGCUUCCGCAGCGUAGCACACUUCAGCGCCGAGCCGACAGCGGCGACCAUUGGCCCAGGCCAGUGCCAGGAUGUGGUUUUGACUUUUAACGCACGGCAGCAGGGCAGCUUCCGGGUCCGUCAGCAGGUAGAUGUCCUGGGUGGGGCGGCGUCAGAGAAAGAUGGCAGCUCCACUCAGGGCUGCUGCUUCCACACCCUCUCUCUGCGCUUAUCUGCCACCUGCUGCAGUGUGACGACACGCCCGCAGCCACAACCAUGUCCUGGACCCCAGAGUCCGACCGGGUUACGGCCUCCUGUUCGGCUGAGUGAGCUGGCUCACUGCAGCGCUCUGACCCACGCUGCCAGCACAAAACGUCGCAGACAGAAGAGCGAGGCCACCGAGGACCAAGGGUCCCUGGCUGUCCCCAAAGACCGGGCCUUAAGCGCCGCACCAGCACUGACCCAACGCCAACAUAGAACCAACUUUACCGGAGCACCACACCGCUCUGUGGGCACCAGCUAUGCUUUCAGCGAGGAGGAGGAGGAGCAGAGGCGGCGCCACCGGCACAGUUAUAUGGACUUUAUCAACCAACUUGGACAAGCACGCCUCGAGAAGAUCAGGGAGAGGCAGCAGCACACAGAAAAGGACGACGUGAACAUCGGCAUUGUUCCAUGUCAAGGCCUUGUUCCCCCUGAGCUCCACAUCAGAGACCUGGGGAGCAGCGAGAACGCAGAACUGAAGUCUAACGACAAUACAACACACCAGACUGAGGCCACAAACAGCAGCAGCAGUCAGAUUUCCGAAGCGGUUGACACAGUUCCCUCUACCAGCCAGCAGGUGGCAGACUGUAGCAGGAGUCUGACUCCUUUGGAGCUCUACCAAGUUGUUGUUUCUCCUCUGCUGGUGGACUUUGGCGCGGUGUGCCUGCAGUCGGUGUGUGUUGAGAAGCUGCAUAUCAGCAACGGUCUGCCGGCGUAUAUCUGGUUUGAGCUGGAGGUGGACUGCCCUGAGCUGGAGGGCUCCUCACCGCUCUCCCAGGUCCUGCCUCCCUGCUCGCUCAGCAGCUUACCGCUGACAUUUCACAGCAGUCAGUCUGGGCCCUUCUGCAGGUCCUUGGCCUACUCGGUAAACCAGCAGCACCCUGGUCAGGUACUGGUGCGAGCUCAGGUGGUCCCCCCGGCUCUGGAGCUGUCCACCAAUGAGCUGCUGCUCCCGCCCAGCCCGUCCAUGCCCGCCGGAUCAGAAUACAGCAGCUCAGUGACGCUGAGAAACCCGUGCAACUGUGUGGCAGAGUUCACCUGGCAGCCCGUCAUCCCCGACAGCGGCCUGCUGCUGUUCUCAGUCCGACCAGCUACAGGUACCGUGGACCCAGGGAGGGAACUAGACUGUGAGGUGGUUUGGCAUCCAUCCUUUUCUUCCCCCUCAGAGGGAGACUUUGAGCUCUUUGUCCAUGAAGGAAUCACUCAGCGCCUGCACUGUGUUGCUAAGGUUGCACACACCACUGUCCAGCUGGCAGAAAAGCAAAUCCUUUUCAGAUCCGUGCCUCUCAACACAACUUCCAUCAGAGCUGCAGUCCUGCACAACUCUGGACAGAACCACGCCUACUAUCAGGUCGUAGACGAGUGUCCUCUGCCUGGAAUGGUUCUGAGUCCUUCUGAAGGUGUGGUGCCAAGCAGGGGUCAGGCCAUGCUGUACAUCCAGUUCAGCCCAGACUUUGUCUUUAAAUUCGACGCCAAGGUUGAGAUCGCUCUGAGGAACAUGAAGUGCGUCCAGCUAAGAGUUGCAGGAUCAGUGGAGCCUCCAAAUGUAGAUUUCAGUGUGUCUCAUUUCCAGUUCUGUGGCGUCCAUUCUGGUUCUCGACAAGUGAAAGCCUUUAGCAUCACCAACCACGCUGAGGCUGUGUGCCAAGUCACCUUUGAUCUGUCACAAUACAGAGACUUCUCCGUCUCAGUCUGUCAGCCCACUGCAAGAACAGCAGGAGAGGCUGGAAUAACCGAGGUGGAGGUGUGUGGUGGUCAGACGCAGGAAUGCUUCCUGGUCUUCUCUCCCACUCAGGUCAUCAGCUAUGACUUCGCCCUGCCACUGACGGUCAACGGAGUCAAAUGGCCCUCCUCUUCGUCCUCUUCAGCCUCCUCCUCCUCCUCCAGCCCUCCUUUCCUGACAGCAGAGAGCAGGAGGGAUUUCACAGCGCCUUCUUCCUGCAUCGCCACAGAGGAGCGGCAGCCAGUGUGGAUACACGCCACAGCCCUGUUUGCCCCAGUGGAAAUGUCCCCCACCAGCCUACAGUUUGUUGUCAAGUCCCAGUCUGAUAAAUUCUCUCAGAGCGUUGAGCUGAAAGCUGCGUGCCAACAGAGCGUCUGCUGGCACGCUGUCCCAGCAGAAGGUGUGCCUUGGUGCUUUGACCUGCGUGGAGCAGGAGCAGCAGCUGAGGAGCUGUGCACGAUGGCUCCAGCCUCUGGCUUUCUCAGGCCCGGCCAGUCCGUGUGUGUGAGCGUGACCGUCAGCCCAGGAGCCAUCACAACCGGAGAAAAAGUGACCAAACUGUCCAUCCCGCUGUAUCUGGGAGAGAAGGAAAGGGAAGAACUCCAGCCUUACAGAGAGCUGUCUGUCAUCAUUGCUCUCUGGCUUCCAAGUAUCACCUUCCACCCCCGUCAGAUCCUCCUCACCCCUGCACCCCUGAGACGGCGCGUAGUAACCAGCCUCACCCUGCAGGCUGCUGGCUAUCCAUGUGGAACGACCAUAUUAGCAACAGUUGAUGAGGUGGAAAUAGAGAAUGGAGCUAAAAUACAGCCUGUGUCCAUCAUCUUCCCAGAUGGAAACAUCAUUCAUCCCCAGGAGUGCGACCAGCAGGGGGCGGAGGUGACCUCUCUGCUGUGUAAAGUGUCGUUCUGCUCCGACGUCCCUGUGUCGCUGUGCACGUCCAUAAUCUUCAGUGACCACAUGCACAACAGAUUCAAGAUUGGGUUGUGUGCAGUCGCUGACAACUGUCUGUUAACGGUGUGGCCCUACAUGGCGCUACACCGCACUGGGCAGCAGAUCGUUCUGAAGACAGGGGCCACAGCUGUGGAGGCCAUUCUUCAAAGCUAUCACACACCAAGUCCUGCUUCUGGCCCAAUUACGUCCUCGUCCUUCUCAUCAUUUGACCACAACAGCCAAACAUACAACAACUUGGACUCCUUCUCAUAUUGUGACAGCGUGAGUGAACCGGCCAGCAAGGAUGUCUGUCCCAAAAGAGACGCUGCAGCCAGUCUUUGCUUGCCAAAGUUCCCUGCCGCCGACACAGAGGAAGGGCUCUAUUACCAGCAGGUAGCACUAGCUGCAGAGCGGUGGUUCAGCCUCUGUGGAUGGCCCGGCGGACCACACCCUAUGUCUGUCCCGCACUCUCUCAGGAGGGUCGUGUCAGCCAUUCAAACAGGAAACUCGACCGGCCGAUCAGACCGCGGCGGCCGAAAUACAGAUGCAAGGGAACGUUUGUGUUGCAGGUCAGUGGUGGACAUGCUGCGUCAUCUGACUGGCCAACAGAUCCCUGGCAUCCCUCUGUGGCAAACCUUUUCCAGCGAAGUACAGCAGCGCACCGCUCAGCUGCUGCAGCAGCACGGGGCCAUGCUGGCCUUUCUCAGGGUGCAGGGAGCCUGUCUUUGUCACAUCAGAGCCGAGUAUUUGCUGGAUGUCCUGGAGUUUAGGCACUGGUGCUCCUGGCAGGACAAAGACGCAGAGAACGGCCUGGACUGGAGCUCUGUGGACUACGAGUCUCUGAGCAAACGGUCAUGGACUGAUGUGCUGCUACAGACGUACAAGGUUCUGGUGUUGAGUCGUGUGCCAGAGAAAGGUGUGACUACGCCUGUGACGCCUGCAGACACAGACCAGGUCCUUCUGGAUGACUCCCAGCCUCUGGCCAGUAACGUCUACUCCCAGCGGGAGUCUCACCUGCUGUCAUGGCUAAACACCAACUACCAGAAGGCCAGGAGGACGGUGUGGGACAGGGAUGGAGUCCCGUCAUCGCGCUGGAUAGUUAACUUUGACUUGGACUUGACAGACGGACUGGUGCUGGCUGCUGUAAUGGCCGCUCACUGCCCUUAUCUGAUAAGAAGCCACUUCCAGAGGAUGUACACCUCUCCAAGCAGCCUGGAGCAGAUCCUUCACAACAACGUUAUUGUGGUUCAAGCUUUAACUCUGCUUGGUCUCAACAUAAACAUAAAGCCGACAGACCUGUGCAACGCCAACGCAGUGCAGCUCUUAGUUCUGUGUGUUCACCUGUAUGAGACCCUCCCUCACUACCUGCCGUCACAGACCCUCACUCUGACAGGAGGCCUGCACAGCACAUUCAGCACGCAGGUGCGCCUGAAAAACCCCUCCUCCAGGCCUCUCAGAUACAAAGUCCUUCUUCUAGGAGAAGAUGCCCAUCUCUUCUCCCUUCCUGCUGGAUCUAUGGUCACAAUUCCCACAAAGUCAAGCGCUGAACUGACUGUGGAGUUCAGCUGCCUCUUCCUGCGCCCCGCGGAGGCGGUUCUUCUGCUCAUCUCCAGCUUUGGGUUUGGCUGUCGCUGUUGCACUCUGGCUUUCAGUCUGAAGACACGUGUCGGUCAAAUCACAGCAACAGAUACCGUCCAGUGUAGCUCCCCAUGUUACCAACUCAGAGUCAUAAACGUGCCUCUGACCAACAAAUUUAAGAAGGAAGCUCAUUUCAGGGUGGUCCUCGUGGAGUCUGCCUUCAACCCUCUAGAGGCUGAAAAGAGAGAAGACCGGCUUGCUCAGCAGGGCUUCCUGAAUGCCAACAAGAAGAAUCCGACUCCAGAUAUAAGCGGUGGAGAGGAGGCGGACCAAGCAGAAGCCAGCGAGUUCCUGAGCACAGAGAGGAGUGUUUAUCUGAAGCCGGGCCAGACGCACGCUCUGAGCAUCCUCUACCUGCCCUUCUUCACAGGAACCAAAUACUGCUCUGUGCUGCUGCUUUGCCCUCAGGUGGGGGAUAUGGUGUAUGUGGCGAAGGCUACAUCAGAAAUGCCGCUUCCUUCCCCUCUUCCUGCAAGGCCAGGUUACACAGGUGGGCGUGUCCUAAGCCUUCGCUGUAAGGUCGGGGAAGUGUGUGAGGAGGUGCUUCAGGUGCCCCUGGUUAACGUGCCUUUGGAGGACGCUCUAGCCGUCUGGGCUCAGCACUGCAUGAGUGCAAGAGAGCGCAGGAGGCGCAUUCUGACCCGCGCUUUGCACAGCAGCACAGUGAGGGCAGCCACAGCCACACACAAGAAGCUCCUCAAACCCCCGCUCCUGAGAAGCAUUUCCCACAGUGAAGAGAUAGAAUACAGAGUGGAAGCCUCCCUGCCGCAGUACUUCAGUCUACCCAGCACUGUUAGCCUCCCAGUCAGAGAAGACACCAGUGUACCAUGGGAGACUUCAGCAGAGUGUGGCUGUGUGGACAUGCCACUGCGCUUCCAGGCCCACUCAGUAGGACGGUUUACCUGCAAAGUGGUGCUAACAUCCUGUUUCGACAUCCGAGUGUACCAGCUUGAGGCGUUUGUCACCCAGCAGGGAGAACCCACUCACUUGGACUUCACUUCACCAGUUCUCCAGUCAGUCACACAACACAUCCCUUUGGUCAACGAGACUCAUCAGAGCUGGGACGUGCGCGCUUUAGUGUGUGGGGAAGGAUUCUCCGGCCCACAUGUCGUAAAUGUGGCUGCAGGAACAAAAGAGUCGUACCCGCUCACUUUUCAGCCCACCUCACAGUGCAUUGUCACGGGCAGACUGUGCUUACACAAUGACUGUGACGGCACAGAGCACGUGUUUCUCCUCAGAGGGGUCGGAGAGCCCCCUCUGCCGGCGGAUGGUGUCGUAAUCUCCUGCCCAGUGGGGAGGACCACAUACACUCAGCUGAACGUCCCCAACCACAGCCAGGCACAUCUCACUCUCAGGGCAGUGACAGAUCUGCCCAUUCUCAGUGGCAACCCUUCACUGGAGAUUCAUUCUGGACAAAACUCUCAAUACACUCUGGCUGUGUCUCCUUGGAAACGAGGAAAACAAACAGGCUCAGUAUGGUUUAUAGAAAAAGGUGACAUGGGAAAGAGCGAUAACAACAAAGGAAAUCCAACUGGAAACUACACAGUUAUUUUCUCUGUUGUGGUAAAUUGUGAGCCAGAAGCACCAGUCAAGGUCAUUGAUGUACCGUGUGUUGCUAAGAGCUGCGUUACCAUAGAGAUACCUGUCAGUAACCCAGGAGAAGAGCUGCUGACGCUGGAUGUGUGCCUGCAAGGAUGCGGUUUGACUGGGGCCGACCAGAUUUCACUUCCCCCCCGAGGGACUCUCAGCUACAAAGUUACCUACUCCCCUGUCAGAGUAGAGAAGGCCACUGGCAGUGUGGUGUUCCAGUCGGAGCUUGUGGGGGAAUUCUGGUACCAGCUGGAGCUCUAUGCUCUCCCUCCCUCAGUGGCCGUGCUGCCACAGGCUCGCUGUCAUCUGGGCAAAUGGGCCAGAAUGAAUAUCCCUCUGGUUAACCCAACAACUGAGACUCUGAAGCUGAUUGUAGCCAACACUAACCCCAGAAACUUCUCCCUGGAGAUGGAUUCAGCAGACACGCUCCUGUUGGCCCCUCAGUCGUUCACCCAUGUUGGUGUUCGCUUCAGUCCUUCUUCUGUUGGAGAGGAGAACCACAACGCAAAGAUCUCCUUUGCUUGUCCUCAGCUGCAGGACUGCUGUGUUCUGUUGAGUGGAUGUGGCCUCAUGCCUGAGACGGAGGAACCUUUGUGCCUGUCCUGCCCCAUUGGCUCCAGCACCUCCAUCGCUGUUCCCUUCACAAACCCUACUGAUCACCAAGCCACGCUCAGCAUUUCUCUUACAGCGGACGACCCGAGUGAUUCCUCCAAGUGCAAAGCAAUCACUGAUGAGAAGAGCUUCUCCUGCCCUCUCAUCCAGGCCCAAGCGCUGCCGAUCAGUGGAAGGGCAACCGUUGACGUGCCAGUGGUGUUUACACCUAAAUCCUUGGAGAUGCAAAAAGCCUGGCUUUGUAUCGCCAUGAAGCCCAUCAGCAAUCAGGACAACAAUAGUGCAUUAAGCCCCGCCUCCACCAGGUCAGGAGAAGAGCCCUUCCACAUAUCUUGGGUUUACCCUCUCUGUGGCUUUCCACUGGAGAAGUCUCCACUCGUCGUCCUCCAGUGUGAAGUGGGGUUUCAGCUGGAAAGGAGCGUGGACGUCCAGCUCCCUGCCUCUGUGCCAGAGAACAAAGAGCUGAGCGUGCAGAAGGAAGACUUUCUGUGCGAGGUGCGUUCAGACGAUGAGUCCUCAGCGCUGGCAGACUGCCUCUCCACUUCUAUCCAGGCAGUAAGGAGAGAUCCUGAGAGCGGCACCGUCAGGCUCACCCUUCAUCUGCUCUUCACCCCUCACAGGAUAUGCAGGUCCUCAAGCUUCCUGGUGGUCCGUGGUCUGCCUGGCAACAUCUGGGAGUUGCCCGUCAUUGUUGCUGCUACCAAGCCUCAGGGUGAUGAUGUUGUUCAUGUGGAGACAACGGAGGUAGGGAGGACUUCAGCUGUGGGCUUCCGUCUCACCAGCACCACCAGGAGGCCGGAGUCGUUCAAAGCAGCGUUCCUGCCAGGCAGCAGCACUGAGUUCUCUGUGGCUCCAGCCUCGGGGAUGUUGCCUCCUGCCGGCACAGCUGGAGCUCUCAUCACGGUGUCCUUCACCCCCACUGCCAGCUGCAAGAGGCACCGGGCCACACUGGCUGUCCAGGCAGCAGACAUGCAGUGGAUUUAUGAUGUGAGGGGGGAAACCCCUCAGGACUCGCCGCUCCUCCGUAAAUCAUCCACCAGGGACAGCUUCCCAGCUCCGCCUGCCUCCACAGAACAUCAGCGGCACUUUCUGGUCCAGAACCCUCGUCUUCCCUCUCUGGCUAACUCAUCCUCUGUCACAGUCAAAAAAUAAAAAAAGCAGAUUUCAUGUGAA
Molecule: messenger RNA, 9265 nt
Organism: Fundulus heteroclitus (mummichog)
Lineage: Eukaryota; Metazoa; Chordata; Actinopteri; Cyprinodontiformes; Fundulidae
Product: cilia- and flagella-associated protein 47
Exons: 67
Coding region: 149-9244 (3031 amino acids)
Molecular function (GO): protein binding
Source: RefSeq, a predicted model, not a curated record